Molecule: messenger RNA, 1962 nt
Organism: Dracunculus medinensis (Guinea worm)
Lineage: Eukaryota; Metazoa; Nematoda; Chromadorea; Rhabditida; Dracunculidae
Source: the annotation of a GenBank genome assembly
AUGUCACCCUGUGGCUAUGACCUUCGCUAUGACCUUUCCGAGGUUCGGCCUCUGGUCAUUUAUGUAAAGAAUGAAUUGCCGGUACGUUUAGUUGAAAUACAGUUAGCUAAAGCAAUUCGUAAAAAUUCAAUUUGUAUUAUUGCUGGUGAAACUGGAAGCGGAAAAAGUACUCAAAUACCUCAGAUUUGUAUUGAAAACGAUUUGGCAGGUAGUGGUAAUAUAGUAAUAACACAACCAAGGCGUAUAGCUGCUAUUACAAUUGCAGAAUGUGUUGCCCAAGAAAUGAACUGCAGUCCUGGUGAACUGGUCGGUUAUAAAAUACGUUUUGAAAAUGUUACAAAUGAGGAAACUAGAAUUAUUUAUGGUACGGAUGGAAUAUUUUUGCGUGAAGCAUUUUAUGAUUCUCUUCUAUCGCAAUAUUCGAUAAUUAUUGUUGACGAAGCUCAUGAACGUUCAAUACAUACCGAUAUUUUACUUUUUAUACUUAAGUUGAUACAUAAUCAGCGGAAAAAUACGAAAAAUCCAUUAAAGUUGAUAAUAAUGUCUGCAACUUUGGAUACUGAUUUGUUAUCGGAUUAUUUCGAUCAAGCACCUGUGUUUUUGAUAGAGGGAAGAAGAUAUCCAAUAGAAUUGUUUUAUGCAUGUUCUCUAAAAGAGUCAAGAGACGAUUAUGUUUUCAACUGUUUAGCGACUCUUAUGCAAGUUCACCAGUCCGAACCCACCGAUUCUGGUGUGCUUGUUUUUCUUACUGGACAAGAAGAAAUCGAAGCUGCUUGUAAACAGGUUUACGAAAUAUCGGAUCGAUUAGAUAAAAAAAUAUUGGUGCUUCCACUUUAUGCGAAUCUUUCGCCUUCGGCUCAAAUGCGAGAUGUAAGAAAAGUUGUUUUUUCAACCAAUAUUGCUGAGACAUCAGUUACUAUUCCUGGAAUAAAAAUUGUUAUAGAUAGCGGAAAAGUCAAAAUAAGGACAUUUUUGCCUGAUCGUCGAAUUGACGUCCUUCGCGUUGAAGAUGUUUGUCGAGCUUCAGCAACACAACGAGCCGGACGCGCUGGACGUGAAGCACCAGGCAAAUGUUAUCGACUUUAUUCCGAAAAAGAUUUUCAAGCCUUUGAAGCUACUGCGAUACCCGAAAUUUUGCGCUCGAAUCUAUCUUCGGUUUUAUUAGAACUGUUGCGUAUUGGUUUGCGAAAGAUUCGAUCACUUUCACUUCCAUCUUCUCCUUCGAUUGAUGCUAUAAAAAGUGCGCAAUAUCAAUUAAGAAUGCUGGAUGCUCUUCAACCAGUUGACCACAAAGGUCGAAUAUUCUUAACGGAUUUGGGCAAUAAGCUUUCAGCUUUCCCCAUCGAUCCUCCAUUGGCACGGGUACUUAUAGCAGCGUCUCAGCAAAAUUGUUUAGAAGAAGCAUUAACCAUUGUAUCUUUCAUGGCAGCUGAAUCUAUAUAUAUUACCUCGUCAUCGGAUCGAGAUGCAUCAAAUAAUUCGCGGAAAAAAUACGAAGCUAUUGAAGGUGACCAUAUCACUUUGCUUAAUAUUUAUCGAGCCUAUCGAUUCGAAAAGUAUGAUAAGAAGGAAUGGUGUAUUACAAAUUUCGUUAAUGAGCGUGUAAUGAACAUAGUCAUCAAAAUUCGGCGGCAGUUGCGUGAAAUAUGCCAGAAAAAUGAAAUGAAUUUCGUAAGUUGUGGUACAGAUCGAACGAAGCUAAGGAAAGCAUUAUGUACGGGUCUGUUUAUGAAUUCUUGUGAAUAUGACCGAUCCUCGGAUAGUUAUCGUUUGGUCCUUUCGCCGGAAACAAUAGUCAAGAUACAUCCUUCCUCUUGUCUUGCUCAUUCUCGACCGACAACAUUCAUUUAUUCCGAUCUCGUUAAAACUUGCGAACUUUAUGCCAGAGAUAUAACUGUAGUCGAUUCGGAAUGGAUUAAAGAAAUAAUCGAAAAGAAGAAACAUUUAUUGGUGUUUCCGUAA